Molecule: messenger RNA, 4451 nt
Organism: Pecten maximus
Lineage: Eukaryota; Metazoa; Mollusca; Bivalvia; Pectinida; Pectinidae
Product: rhomboid-related protein 2-like
Exons: 11
Coding region: 199-1368 (389 amino acids)
Cellular component (GO): membrane
Molecular function (GO): calcium ion binding; serine-type endopeptidase activity
Source: RefSeq, a predicted model, not a curated record
AUAUGAUCAAUACACACAAGAUGCCCAAGGCCUGAGGUAAAUAUAAACACCAGGCAAUGCCUCGGGGAACGCCACAUGUCACUGAAAACACACAGGGUUUUCCCGCGGCCAUCUACAGGUAACUCUUCGAUCUCAGUCUAGUGUUGACAACCCGUGUACACUGCAGACCUUCCAGAGUACGCCGGUUUUAUUAUCAGGAUGCCGAUACGAGGGGGCAGGCGAGGUCGACGGGUGAUGGACGAAGAGCAGCCCCUCCCAGAGGAGGUCGAGAUGGAGGAAAACUUGAGGAGAGAGUUAGAAAACAAAUUCAAGCCCAUGUUUGCUCAGCAUGGUCGUGAAGGGCUUCCCCUGAAAAACCUUCGGGAUGAGCUGAUAGAUGAGGGCAUCACAGAAAAUAUUCCUGAUGAAAGAGUUCAGGAGCUGCUGAUGAGGGCAGAUGGAGAUGGUGAUGCCCACAUCACAUACAAGGAGUUCAUGGCAAUGAUGACCCGUGACUUGACCAAAGCAGAGCGGUCAGCGUUUAGAAGUGUUCUAAGGGAUGCCAUAGCAGAUAUCUUACCUAAACACAUGAGAGAAGACUUUAUUGCCAACUACACGUGUUGUCCACCUCCAAUCUUCAUGAUCACCAUCAGUAUAGUCGAGAUUAUAGUAUUUGUUGUGUAUGCGUUGGAGCUGAAAGACACCAGUAAUCCAGUAACGGCAAACACUGGUGUUCCCUCCUACAGUCCACUCAUCUACCUUCCCAAACGCAGAUAUGAGGCGUGGCGCUUCGUCACAUACAUGUUUAUACAUCAAGGGUAUCUCCACAUCAUCUCCAACCUCAUUUUUCAACUUUUACUGGGUCUGCCUCUGGAAAUGGUCAACAAGUUCUGGAGAAUUCUAAUCAUUUAUGUUUUGGGUGUCAUUGCCGGAUCCCUAGCCCACUCCGUGACGGAUCAUGAUGUUGCCCUGGCUGGAGCUAGUGGUGGAUGUUAUGCUUUGAUUGGUGCCCACAUAGCCUCUGUCAUUGUGAACUGGAAGGAGAUGAAUUACAAGUGUUUUGAGGGCAAUAUUUGCAGGUUUCUUCUCAGUGCCCCUGUGAGGCUGACAUUACUGCUAACAUUCUCCAUCCUCGACACAGGCAAUGCAGUUUACAGAAGAUUUUUUGAUGCCAAUGCUACCACAAAGAUCGGAAUAUCUGCACAUAUUGGUGGACUUUUGGCAGGCCUACUUCUUGGUAUCCCGAUCCUCAAAAACAUCAAAGAGUUGCCGUGGGAGAAGACCUUAGGCUGGAUUACCUUGGCUGUAUAUCUUAUAUUUGUGUCAUUUGCCAUGUUUUUCAAUGGUUUAUACCCAGGCUACCCAGAGACGGACUGGACCCCACUGUAGUGUACGAGGGGGUGGGGUGUUGGAUGGGUACAUGGAGGACUAUGUCAUUGUCGAGACAUCCAAGUCAACAUUUCUUCCCAAGGCCCAAAAAUGUCAUUUCUUAUUGUGAAAAAAACCCAAACAAUUAGGUAAGAUAGGUGUUUUAAAAAUCGUUACCAUGAACUCAACAGUACUUCCUUAGUAUUUUCCAUACUCAAAUUAAGAUUAAUCAGGCAAACAAUUAGAAUGUCGAUAGAAAAACAAGAAACAAUCAUUGUUUUUUACCUUAAGAAUAUAGGAAAUAGAAAUAAACGACAUAGUUUCACUGUAAAUAAAUUUCCUUGAAUAACUGUACAGAAUGAAAUACUCAAAAUUGUAUAUUAAUGAUGUGAUAAUAGAUUUAGGGUGAGUUUAUGAUGUAACUACACAUAUGUAAGGUAUGGAGUACUGGGUGAGGAGUUUAAACGAUGUGGGAAGAAUCUUAUAUACAUUAUAUUAGGAGAUCUCUUAUUGGGUGAGGGUAUACUGCUAGUAGUCUAUUGGGGAAGAGUCUAUUAUAAACUAUUGGGGACGAUUGGGAAUGGUUUAAUAUAUUCGAUUAGGGAGGAGUUUAAUAUAUUCGAUUGGGGAAUAGUUUAAUAUAUUCGAUUAGGGAGGAUUUCAAUACAUUCAAUUAGGGAGGAGUUUAUUCGAUUGGGAGAAGAGUUUAAAAUAUUUGAUUGGGGAGGAGUUCAAUACAUUCGAUGGGGGAAGAGUUUAAUAUAUUCGAUUGAGAAGGAGUUUUGUAGUCUAUAUAGUAUGAGUAUGAUGACCUCUUGGUGACCUCUAUAUUAUUUUGAGUGGAGAUAUGAUCUAUGGGGGAUGUCUGUGAUUAUUUUACCUGGAACUAAAAGUUCAACAAUGUUAUAAUGAUAACAUGAAAAAUAUUUAGAAGGCAUAAUCGAUAUCGGUGUAAGAUGACCCUGAGACGUGGAUCUGAUGUCGGAAAGUGCUAAGUUGUAGUAUACAUGUUUUUGCUACUGUCAACAGGUAGGGAUCCUGAACGUGAUACUUCAUUGUUUCACCCCUUGUUUGGAUAGUAACAUUCCAAAAAUGGUCAGGAAUGAUACUGUAAAAGAACAUUUGACCCAUGUCACCUUGAGCAGUGUGUUUCACAGGAUAUGAUAAUUAGGGAGUGUAUAAUAGUAUCUAUGUAUCGUUCAAACAUUGAUGAUCACACAUGUUCCUUUAAAAAUAAAGAUAUCUGUUAUUAUUGGCAGUUGUUUAUAUGAUAUAUACAUUCAUCUAGGGAAAUUUUUUUUUUCUUUUUUUUCUUAUUUUUUUUUUUUAUAAUGAAUUCGAUUUUAAUCCAUCCUCCUUUUAUGAUAGGUAUUGCUGAUGUGAUUGUUGAUGAGACCAUAGACUUUUGUGUUCCAACCAAUCACUGUAGUUUCAUCUUUAGUUAGAAUCUGAUUACAGUGAGGAAUCAUGAUAAGGAAACAAUGUGGAUGUCUGCAAUUUAGUUUACGGUGUAAAGUCUAUAUAUAAUACCUGGUUCUAAUCACCUUCCUUUUGAUAGUCUGAUUGUUAUUUCUGAAGCUUAAUACCGUUCAUUGUUCUGUUAUUUGGUCAAUUCUCACAACUUCCCACAACAAACCAUACAAUGUUCUUGAUGAACAUGUUUUUCUUGCCAAUAAUUCAUGCAUUAUCAUAAGUGUAUCAGUCUGGAUUUUUGGAUCUAAAACUGCAUGCCAGACUUUUGGACAUUCAUAACAGCCAAUUAUGAGAUGUUAUCUUCUUAACAUGAUGUUCAAGGUUAUGGUAUCAAUAUAUAUCACAGGUAUUACAGUUAAUUAGAUACUGUUUAUAAUACACAUGCCGUCAUUGAAUGUUUUUGUAACUGUACAUGCCAUACAAUUAUAUGAAUACCAGUGCCUAGCUGUAUAAAGUUUUCAGAAUUGAUUUUUGUCUCAUUUUAGUUUUAACAAAUAUAUUAUAUAUUGUACAACUAUUAUUUUAUCUGCUUUUUGCUGCUAUCUAAGUCAUUUGUGAAUCAAGCCGAAACACCAGUACCAUAUACCAAUACUAGUAUGAUAUUGGUAUCAAUUGACCUUUUGUCAAACAUGAUAUAUUUCCUAAAAAGUCCUUAUGUAACUAUUUACUCGAAAUUAUUAUUAUAAAGCCAUUUGACUCGAAACUGUUUAAUUAGGUAUAUCUAAAGGUUUAUGCCGUUAUACAGAUGUACAUGUGUGUUGUGCCUUGCGUUACCAUGUUAAGGAGUACUAGCAUGUUGGUAUGUUGCCAUCUGUGUUUUAUUCUCGAUAUGAUAUUGAUGAAUUGUAACUAUUAGACGAAUUAUUGAAAAUGAAAUGGUUGUCAUCAUUGAAAGCCAUUAAACAUGAAAUCAUUAUUGUUUAUCAUGAUUUAUUUAAAACGAAUAUUUUAGAUUCACCUCCCGGUAUUGAUUUAAUGGUUAUAUUUGAUCUUUCGCUUACUGGUAUUGAUUAAAUAGAAAUUUCAGAAUACUUUCACCUACUGGUAGCGUUAGCUAUAUUAUGCACUUGCUGUUGCAGUUGUCGUGUUUGAUAUUUGGAUAAUCUUUGAAGGGGGUUCCUAGAUCUUAAAUUUAACUUCAAUCAAAAAUAUCAAACGUUAUUUUUAAAUAGCUUUUAAUUCAAUGGAAAAGUAAAUUAUUUAUAGGACAUUGAGGAAGAAAUAAUUAUAUUACCAUAACUAACUUAAUGAACUUUGGUCCUAAUUCUUUGUUUUAUUCAAUGGGCCAUAAUUUUUUUAUUAUAUACCUGUGUUAUGGGCAUCAUACCGGUAAUGACUCUUUGUUUAUAUAAAGUAUUCUCAUUUCAUCAUACAGAACUGUACAUUAUGUGAUUUUACAUUCAUUCUUAUAUUUCUGUAGACGAGACAAGUGUGUAUGUGUACAUGUCCUGUUGGGGUAGAUUGUAAUGAGGCUUUGUUUUAUUGUUCUGGGGUAGACCUUACUAGCCUAUUGUUGUGUGAUGCUAUGUUAUAUUUCGUAACAAUGGUUUCUUUUAUUGUCACUGCAAUAUCUUCGAUCACGUUAAAGUAUAUUUUUACAAUUCUUUUAUAAUAAAUGCUUCAAUCACUUA